GCUCAUGCCAUGAAGGAGGAGAACUUUCUUCGUCGAAGGUUCUCCCUCUGUCCGGCUUCAUCCACCCCGCAGAAGGUCGAUCCUCGGAAGCUGACGCGCAAUCUCUUCUUCGGGGCCGACAAUGACAUCUAUCCUCUCAGCCCAGGAAAAGACGUGGAAGGAAAUAGCCCAUCGGCACUGAAGGAAGAGAUACCACAGACUCCAAACUCCAUUAAUAAGGUACUGCCUAUCGAAUAUAAGCUUUGCAAUGGGUCUGACAAAGAAUGUGUUUCUCCCACUGCCAAAUUCACAAAGAAGGAAACACUGAAGGUGCAAAAAAAAAAUUACCGACAGGAGAAGAAAAGAGCUACCAAACAACUCUUCAGUGCUCUGAAGGAUCCCAGUGUAGUGAUCACAGCAGACUGGCUGAAGAUUCGUGGGACUCUGAAGAGCUGGACCAAGCUGUGGUGUGUUCUGAAACCAGGAGUGCUGCUGAUAUAUAAGACACCAAAGAUUGGACAGUGGGUUGGGACGAUCUUGCUCCAUUCGUGUGAGCUGAUCGAGAGACCCUCUAAAAAGGAUGGCUUCUGUUUUAAACUUUUUCACCCUCUGGAUCAAUCAAUCUGGGCUGUGAAGGGCCCAAAGGGAGAAAAUGUUGGUUCAAUCACUCAGCCUCUUCCCAGCAGCUACUUGAUUUUCAGAGCAGCCUCUGAAUCUGAUGGCCGAUGCUGGCUGGAUGCUUUGGAACUUGCCCUGCGUUGCUCCAGCCUCUUCCGGCUCAGUGCCUCCAAGCAGGGAAAGGAUGGAGAGAUGAACUGCUCAAGUGAUUCUGCGCAUGCGGGCCUCAACCACCUCUUGCAUGCAAGCCCUAUCUCAGACCAGGAAUUCUUCCAUUUGAGUGAAUCAGCCCUGGAGAACCACCACCAUUUGGAAAAUGAUGCUUUUUCGGACAAGUCAGAGAGAGAUAACGUAGAAGAAUCGGAGAAUGAAACACAUGAGAACAGCCGGAAGACAAACGAAAGCGAGAGUGAUCAGUCAGAAAUCCAUGGAGAGGUCUCUCCGGGAAGGAAAGGGACGACUUACAUUGAACAGAUCUAUGAGGAAUUUGGGGAGACAGGCGAAUCGUCUCAAACAGAAACUGUCUCUGAGGAGAACAAGAGCCUGAUGUGGAUCCAGCUGAAACAGCUGCGACCUGGCAUGGACCUGUCGCGGGUGGUGCUGCCCACCUUCAUCCUGGAGCCACGCUCAUUCCUUAACAAACUCUCUGAUUACUACUACCAUGCUGACCUGCUUUCCCAGGCGGUCCUUGAAGAUGAUCCAUACAGUCGAAUGAAGCAAGUAUUGAGGUGGUAUCUGUCUGGCUUCUAUAAGAAGCCAAAGGGAAUAAAAAAGCCAUACAACCCUAUUCUGGGAGAAACGUUUCGUUGUUGUUGGUUUCACCCUCAGACGAACAGUCACACAUUUUACAUAGCAGAACAGGUCUCCCAUCAUCCGCCAGUGUCAGCUUUUCAUGUCAGCAACAGGAAGGACGGAUUCUGCAUUACUGGCAGUAUUCUAGCUAGGUCCAAGUUCUAUGGUAACUCACUUUCUGCACUGUUGGAUGGGAAAGCAAAACUUAUGUUUCUAAACAGGGGGGAAGAUUAUAUAAUUACUAUGCCAUAUGCCCACUGUAAAGGACUUUUGUAUGGUACCAUGACAAUGGAGCUUGGAGGGAAAGUUACCAUCGACUGUGAGAAAACUAACCACAGGGCAGAACUGGAAUUCAAGCUAAAGCCUUUCUUCGGUGGCAGUGCGAGUAUUAAUCAAAUCUCUGGGAAGAUUAAAUCGGGAGAAGAAGUGUUAGCAAGUCUCAACGGACACUGGGAUGGGGAAGUGCAUAUAAAUGAGUUGAAAAACGGAAACACGGAAAUGUUCUGGAACCCAACCAGUGAAGUACGAAGGCAGAGACUGAAGCGCCAUAUUGUGCUGUUUGAGGAGCAAACAGACUUUGAGUCAGAGAGGCUUUGGCAACACGUUACCAGUGCAAUAAACAAAGGUGAUCAACACAAGGCAACGCAGGAAAAAUUUGUGCUGGAAGAGGAGCAGAGGAACGCUGCCAGGGAGCGGAGAGAGAAUGGCACAGAGUGGAAACCGCUGCUCUUCCAGCAUGACGCUGCAACUAAUGAAUGGCGCUACAAAUAUGAGGAUUUAAGACCUUGGGAUCCUUUGAACGACAUUGCCCAAUUUGAGAAGAAUGGGAUACUUCAGACCAUGGAGAGACACUUAUCCACAAGGAUGUCAAACCACAAAACAACAUGCAUAAACAAUCAAAUUACACGGCACAAGAGGUCUGCCAAAGACUGCAGGCGCCGCAAAACCAGUGAUCAGCCGUCCAACCAGAGCCAGAACACAGAGAGCAGCUGUUCAACUCCAGAGUCAGUGCAGGAGCUCUCAGACGAUGAUGGCAAAGAUGGUGAUGCAAAACAUAAUGGCCUUCAAUACUUUGCUGCAGGGUUUGAAAGCCUGUGCGCUCAGUGUGGGAAAGAAAUGAAUCACCUGAAGGAAAUUCAUUCAGCCGUCUUAUCCCUACAGAGAGCCCAACAGGACAUACACAGAAACCUCAGUGCUCUGAACAAAAAGUCCUUCCACAGGAAGGUCUCUUCUGAAAGCUUCCUCCUGGACUCUCGCUGUUGGUUUCUCCUCUGCAUCUUUCUUACAUGUCAACUAUUCAUUAAUUAUGUCUUCAAAUAAAAUCACUACGCUUGGCAGCAAUAACGAUUACUGGCUGCAGGAGGGGGGCCACUCGCACAGGGAGCACAGCAAGGCACCAAAGCACUUUAGAACCAACCCGGCAGAGGUGGAAGAAGGUUGAAGAAUGAGGUUAAACAGGGACCUACGAACCUGCAAAACUUUGUUCCUGCAGAUUAUGUCAUUUUUGCCUUUACAUGUACAUCUUCAAGGACCUCUUAACCUGUACGGGCCUUAAUGCUGAAGCCAAAUGUAGCUUUAAUCGUGCAAUUUGUUUUCUAUGUCUUGUCAUUUUCUGACACAAUUCAUAAUUACCCAGCAGUAUUGGUAUCACCAAAACGGAAAACACCCCAGCAUUUUGGAAAGGUCACACUGGCCUGGCUCGUAGCCCUACAAGUGAGGGAGCACAGCUGGGGAGUGGUGAAGAACUGAUGGUCACGAUGCCUGCUCAGCUGCCUUUAAUUAUGGGAGGGAGUUCACUUGGUCCAAAAUAUCCACCCUCUGGGAUAUUAAGUCAUGAUCUGUUUUGUCAGCACACACAGAAUGGGACCUCAGGAUGUGUUGUAUUUUCCAUUCCACGGGAACUGUAAAUAUGCACAAUUUCCUAGAGCCGUUCCUCUUUAGGAAAUGGGAGGUAUUCAGUGAAAGCUCCUUGUUUGGUUAGGGAGCUGACUGGUGUCCUGGCCCAUUGAGUGUAAUGUCAGAUACGCCUGUUCGUAAAACAUGAUCACUUAUUAUUAUUGUUAUUAUUUGCUAUAUGGCUGUUUUAUAAUAUUACACACUAGUGUUGUAGAGGGGAAUCCACUGCCCCAGAGUAGGUAAGGACGGGAGCGAUUUAGGUGUACAUGUGUUCAGUUGUAGGCACAUUUAUUGUCAAAGGUCAGGAAGGAGGAAAGGUUUUGCCACUGCAUUAUUCAACUCUGUUAAUAGUCUUCCUAUUUUACACCAUUUUUUAAAGAUUUGCAAUAUUUUCUGUAGACUGCGGACAUUACUAAGCCUUUCUUUUCUGGCCUGAAGUAGUUCCAAGUGGUAAGUACUGCUAUAUAUACAGCCUUAAAAUACUUAGUGGUGGUGCCAGUCUGGGCUAUCUUUCAAUGUAAAUGUUUCCAAAUUUUUAAGUACAUUCCUGUCAUAUUCCCCAGUUAGGGGAAACUUGUUUGUGCUUGAUAUGUUGAAAUAAAACUACACACAA
Molecule: messenger RNA, 3898 nt
Organism: Apaloderma vittatum (bar-tailed trogon)
Lineage: Eukaryota; Metazoa; Chordata; Aves; Trogoniformes; Trogonidae
Gene: OSBPL5
Product: oxysterol binding protein-like 5
Exons: 22
Coding region: 10-2709 (899 amino acids)
Biological process (GO): phospholipid transport
Cellular component (GO): membrane; cytosol; intracellular membrane-bounded organelle
Molecular function (GO): sterol binding
Source: RefSeq, a predicted model, not a curated record